This is a messenger RNA of Cottoperca gobio, 2700 nucleotides long. RefSeq names its product bactericidal permeability-increasing protein-like. The record is from RefSeq and is a predicted model, not a curated record. Gene Ontology annotation, molecular function: lipid binding. Lineage: Eukaryota; Metazoa; Chordata; Actinopteri; Perciformes; Bovichtidae. The transcript has 16 exons. The coding region runs from base 293 to 1714 and encodes 473 amino acids.
AUACAUAGUGCUUAGUUCCUUUUUCAUAAUCACUACUAAUAUUUGCUAUUGUUACGUUCAACUGACCCUGGAGCUGUAAUGUAAACAACACUCCGAUAAGAGCACUGUUAGUAUUGUGUGAUAUUUUGUGAAUAGAUUAAAAGUGAGCAGGACAGUAAAGCAGUGCCAAGUUUAGUUCCUGAUUGUGUAAUUUGAUUACAGACCACGUGCCUCUCUUCCUCUAUAACUGUGAGUUGUUUGCAGUCCGACUCACACUUCAGGAGAAACCUGACAAACUCCUACUUCAGUCAAGAUGUUUGUGGGCUGUUGGCUGGCUCUGGUGGCUUUAAUCCCCAUGACCUUGGGCAUCAACCCUGGGGUAAAGGUCAAGCUAUCGUCAAAAGGCAUUGAAUAUGGCAGACAACUGGGGAUGGCUUUGAUCCAAAAGAAACUCAAAGCCAUCAAAAUCCCAGAUUUUUCAGGGAAACAGAAGGUGAAACCCAUCGGCAGUGUCCGGUACAGCCUGACAAAUUUGAAAAUUGUUGAUGUGGGCUUGCCACAGUCUGCGGUGGUUCUGGUGCCAGGGACUGGUGUCAGACUGUCUAUAGGCAACGCCUUCCUCCGUCUGCAUGGAAACUGGAGGGUCAAGUACCUCCGAAUAAUAAAGGACAGUGGCUCCUUUGAUUUGAAUGUCAAAGAUCUCACAAUCACUACAAGUAUUGACAUCAAGAGUGACGAGACAGGCCGACCUACGGUCAACAGUGUGAACUGUGUGGCUAUUGUCGGCAGUGUGAGCAUCAAAUUCCACGGUGGAGCCAGCUGGCUGUACAAUCUCUUCACAAAGUUCAUUGAUAAGGCUUUACGAAAAACACUGCAGAAUCAGAUCUGCCCUCUGGUGGCCAAUGCAGUGUCUGAUCUGAACUCUCAGUUGAAAACCCUCAACGUUGUAGCCGAGGUGGACCAGUAUGCAGAGAUUGAAUAUUCCAUGAUGUCAUCUCCCACAGUGUCAAACUCCUCGAUAGAUUUUAGCUUGAAGGGUGAAUUUUACAACAAAGGGAAGCAUCAGGAGCCUCCGUUCUCCGCAGCAGCCUUUUCCCUGCCGCCCCAGAUCAACAACAUGUUGUACAUCGGCCUGUCUGCCUUUACCGCCAACUCUGCAGCCUUCGUCUACAACACAGCUGGAGCCCUCAGCCUGUACAUCACAGACGACAUGAUCCCACAAGGCUCUCCCAUCCGACUCAACACCAGAACGUUUGGAACGUUCAUCCCGCAGAUUGCCAAGCGUUUCCCGGGUCUGAUGAUGAAACUGUUGGUAAAGACGGUGAAAAAUCCCGUCGUCACUUUUGAACCCGACAACGUGACAGUUCAGGCCACUGCUACAGUGACGGCCUACGCUAUCCAACCCAACACCACACUUUCCCCUCUCUUUGUCCUAAACUUGGACAGCAGUGUUAGCGCCAAAGUGUUAGUCAGUGGAUUGAGGGUGACUGGAGCCAUCUCCCUAAACAAAAUGGCUCUGACCCUGGGGACAAGUUAUGUGGGAGACUUUCAGGUCGGAUCCCUCGACAGCUUCUUCCAAAUUGUCUUCAAAGGGGUUGUGAUACCUCAACUGAACGUUCAACUUGCAAAGGGAUACCCACUUCCUACACUUGGAAAGAUGACGCUCGUGAACACUCAGCUGCACGUCCUGAAGGACUACAUGCUGAUUGGGACUGAUCUUCAGUUUACGGCUUGAACGGCAUUUCUGGAAACUCCCAGGAUUCAUUUCUGCAGAGAAAAGAAAAAACUGAAUGAAGUAGAAAUAUCACUUCUCCUACGAGCCUGAGAAUUUUGAUUUCACCUCAGGUUUUUUAAUCAUAUUCCAGACCUUUAUACUCCGUUUGUCUUUCUGUUAAAUGUGAACUCAGAGCAGCUUUUCCACAUAUAAAAUGUAGAUGGCAGUGAACCUUUCCAACAGGGUCACUGAUAUCGUGUCACCGCAGGACAGUUUGCAGGACAGGGCUCACUAUUGUCACCACGAUCACCAUCUUUGAAAUAACAAGCUGCUGACUUAAAUAAUAUUUCUCAAAGUUUCAGACUUUGUAGCUCACAGAGCGAUUCUACAAAUGUGCUGAUGCAUGGAAAACUCAUAUUGGAAAAACUCAACAGCAAAGUCUCUUUCCAGAAAUCAUGACCCGGUUAUUAUAGAUAAUCCACAGCAGUGAGCAGUUUCAUGUCGGAAGUAUUUUCUUUCGAACGACACACGCCAAGCGUAUCAUUGCGCAGAAGGAUGUGUGCAUCCACUCACAGACGAGAGGCUCAUGCUCACUCAUUGGCGGGUGUAGUUCAGUAAAGAAAAUAGUUCCUACAUCAAACUGAUCACAACAAAGUCUGUGGAUUAUUUUAAGUAAUUAGGUCAUGAUUUCUGGAAGGAGACUUUACUGUUGAGUUUCUUAAAUGUAUUUUUGUUGGCGCUUUGAGCACCACAACCUGCCAUCUAGUUCCAUUACAUUGGAGCGAAGACCGUUCAAGCAGUUCAAUAUGUUCAUACAUAUUCUUAGUUCUGACUGUAUUAAUAACAUAUUGCAGUUUUCAUAGCUCAUCACAGCAGUCCCAUGUGACUGGAAUAUGAUCACAAGUCCAGUAAAAACAGCUUCCAUGUGUCUUUAAACAAUAACAGUUUGUUUCCUGUGUUGUCACCUGUGUCCAUCAAGGGUAUGUUUAAAUCAUGGUUGUGUCUGA